ACAAGUUGAUUGAGUUUUGUAAUUUUUGUUUUUUUUGCUUACUCGAUUUCUUUUUCUUUCGCUGAUCGGUCAUAACAUUUUUCUGUUUGGUUCAUUCGGAUUCUUUUUUCUUCUUAAUAACGAUCGGCAAUAUGAAGCCUGAACAAUUAUUUCAGAUGCUUAAUAUUGAUUCCGAUCAAACGAUAACAUCAUCGUCAUCGACAAACAUUCCACCAACAUCGUCGAUAAUAAUAACGCCCCAAUCAUCAACAACAACAUCAAAUAUGACGCAACCACAAAUUCAUGAUCCGAAUCAAAAUCCCUUUCAAUGGUCAACAAAUUUUGUUCCAUUUUAUCAACAUUAUCAACCGGCAAAUAAUUUACCAAAUCAAUCGAACAUUUAUAUGCAUGCAGGAUUUCCACCACCACCUCCGCCGCCGACAUUUUUCGGCAGUGCAACGCCUAUAAAUCAAUGGAUUAUGCCAUCACCACCACCAACACAAUCAUCAUCAUCAUUAUCAUUUCAACAAUCUACAUUCGUACCAACUUUUAAUCAAUAUAAUGAAAACUAUUACAGCGAUUAUCCACCAUUAAUAAUGAAUAAAUCGAAUCAUGAAUCGCAACAAUUUUCGAAUUAUUCAAUUAAUAAUAAUUAUAAUAAUCUAAAUGAUCCAAUACAGCACCCGCAACAACUACCACAACAACAACAACAACAACAGCAAGCUAUUCGAUCAACAACAAAUGAAUCGAAUAAUAAAUGUUUGGAUCAAAAUCGAUUUUUGAAAAAAAUUGGUGUUAAACAAAAUCGUACCAAAAUAGAUGUAAACGAUUUGUUUAAAAUGGCUACACCUAAUGAUUAUUUAAAUCAAAAUAAUAAACAACAAUUAACAAAUCCAGUAUUGUUGCCAACACCAUCGAACAAAAAUCAUCAUCAUCAUCAUAAAUAUUAUAAUGAUACAAAUACAUUUGGUGGUGAUACUGGUGGUCGUCAACUGAAUGAUGAUAAUGAAAAUAAAAAUCGACGAAAUAAAUUAAUGAAAAAUAAUUUGGAUGAACGAUCUAAAUGUAAAACAAACAAUGAAAAACAUCAUCAUCAUCAACAACAACAUGAAGAAUUGAAACGUUUGAAAAUAAAUCGUUUAGAUGAUAAACAUUUAGAGAAUAUUUUGGCAAAAUUUGCUCAUGAUCUUCUUGAAACAGAAUAUCGUAUUGAACAUAUUAUUGCAUUAUAUGCACAACGUACAUGUACAUAUCUUUAUUCAAUAAUAUGGAUCUAUUUUGAACAUCUUGAAUUACGUUUAAAUAUGUUCGAUGAUUCUGAUAGUGAUGAUUUAUCAUUCACAGAAUUAUUGGAUGGACGACAAUAUUCAUAUACAGAUUUUUGUUCAUAUGGACAAAGAUUUGUAGAUUUUCUUGAAUAUACAAAUUGGUUUAAAUCCGAAGAAUUGGAACAUCUUCAUAAUCUAAUAGCACGUUAUGAACGAUUACAUCCAAAAGAUAUUAUUGAAUUUCGUAGACAUUUAUUAGAUCUUAAAUUACAACGUCGAAAUAAUCGAUCAGUAAAACUUAAAUAUAUGAUCGAUUAUCGAUCGGUUACUUAUGAAAGAUUUGAUCAAAGAAUGCUUUAUACUAAAGUGAUCACAUUGAAAACAUUUCGAGAAAAAUUUAAUGAAUUUGAUUCAACAUAUUCAUUAUCGGAAAAAUCUCGUGGUCAUCUGAUGACAUUUGUAAAAAUGUUUGAACGAAUGUUAUAUGCACAUUUUGAACAAUUUCAACCACAUGUACAUACAUUUGGAUCAAUCUCCAAUGGUCUUGGUACAUCAAAUUCUGAUUUCGAUUUAUUCAUACAAUUUGAAAAUAUUCAUGUAGAUAAAUUAGAUUUUUAUACAUCAAUGAUGGCAUUAGAAGUUAUUGAAAAACUAAUGAAAAUUGAAUUUGGUUUGCAAUUACGUAGUGAUCAUUCAACAAUCAUACAUAGUCGCCGUUGUCCAAUUAUUAAACUGAAUUUUCGUCAAUGUUUACGACAUUUACAAUCAAAAAUACCGAUACAACAGCAAGCAAAAACGGAAUUCACUAAAUGUGAUAUAAGUUUAGUUUCAAUGUACGGUGUUCAUAAUAGCCGUUUAUUGAAUUUUUUUACCCGUUAUGAUCGACGAUUCUAUGAGUUAACAAUGGCUUUAAAAUAUUGGGCUAAAACUAAUGAACUCAUUUCGCAAAAUAUGUUUUCAACCUAUGCAUUUACAAUGUUAAUUGUAUUCUUUUUGCAGCAACAAAAACCACCAAUUCUGCCCACUGUUAUUGAUUUGAAUCGUUUGGCGAAAAAAACAAAAAAGUCCAACCAACAGUUUAUACAUAAUUGGGAUUUUGAUUUCUGUGAUGAUAUUGAAUCGAUUGAAAAAAGCCGUAAUCGUAGUUCGACCACAUCAUUGUUUGUCGAAUUUUUCAGAUUUUAUAAUGAUUUCAAUUUUUUCCUCAACGCCAUACGACCACGUCAUGGUGUAUACAUUAAUAAAUUCAAAUUGGCCGAAGAAAAGGAACGAGAUCAUUAUUUUACAUUUAAUAUGACAUCAUUCUUUUGCAUUGAAGAUCCAUUUGUUUUGGAUCAUAAUGUUGCCUAUAAUUUUCGAACAAGAAAUGUACAUCGUUUUUUUGUAUGUCUUAAAAAAGUUGCCGAUCGUAUUAAUGAAAGAAAUUGUAUGGACGUAUUACUUGAAAAACCAUUGACAUUUGACAUGAAUCCGGAUUUAUUUCCAUCUUGUAAUCUUUAUCGAUAUGAAUUGGUUCUAGAUGAACAUAAUGACAUAUUUGAAUUGCGACAGCGACAAAAACCAUUGUUAACAUCCGAUGAUAUCGAUCGAAUGUGGCAAUAUAUGAUGAAAUUUUUUCUUCACAUCAUCCAACAAUUAUUGACAAAUUAUUUUUUUAUGCCAACUUCAACUGUUCAUCUAUCCCGAGAUAAUCAGACGUUGAGCUGUCAUCCACAUUGGCCAACAUUAAACAAAGUGAUCCAUUCGAAACGUUGGCCACAAUUAAGUCAACUUGUACAAAGUAAAACACCUGGAUCAAUCGAUAUGCUUCGAUGUUUUCGCAAUCGAUUCCGUAAAGAACUUGAUGAACAUGAUCUGGAUAAAGUAAAUACUAACAAUGACAUUGAUGAUAAUGAAGAAUGGUUCAACUUAUCGUAUUCAUAUCGUCCAAAUGAUUCGAAUUUUUUUGCAAAUUUUAAUGUAAACGCUCAGAGAUCAUCAACGUUUGCCGUAUUAGAUGUUGUCAUUGCAACAUUACAGAUAUUUUUACAUGCUAUUGAUCGUGCCGAUCCAAUAGAUACAUUUGGUCAAUGUUAUCGUACCUUUUUAUUAAAAUCAGACGAUGAUUGAUUUAAAAAAAAGAACUUUUAUUUUGCUUUUCACACACGCCUGAAUUCAAUUGGAAGAUGAAUUAUUCAUUUGACAUUAAUUUUAAAUAU
This is a messenger RNA of Dermatophagoides pteronyssinus (European house dust mite), 3445 nucleotides long. RefSeq lists its product as uncharacterized. Gene Ontology annotation, molecular function: RNA uridylyltransferase activity. The record is from RefSeq and is a predicted model, not a curated record. NCBI's taxonomy places the organism in Eukaryota, Metazoa, Arthropoda, Arachnida, Sarcoptiformes, Pyroglyphidae.